ACAUCCAGUGUUGGGGUGCCUGGUUAUGAUCCUCUCACUCAUCCAGCCUAUCGGGGCCUUGCUGCGCUGCGGACCACAACAUCACCUGAGGUAUCUGUUCAACUGGACACAUUUUUUAAAUGCGGUGGUAAUAAAAUCUAUAGCUGUGGCAGCCAUAUUUACAGGCCUGGACAGGAUUGACAGUGAUGAUGGGUGGCUAUUGAAAGUGAUGGGUGGCUUCUUUGCCUGGGAAGUUCUCUUCAUCAUCAUUUUGGAGGUCCAUGAUUGGGUAGUUAAACACAGAGAUGAUACUGCUGAUCAAAUGGAAUCAGCAUUGGUCAAAGGUGACAGUUGCCUGAUCGCUGUGUACCUUCUGGGAAACCUUUGCUUUUUGGUGGCACUUCUGGUUGGAAUUGGAGAAAAAUGAGCAGCAGCAGAAUCUUCCAGAGUGUUUCCCUGUAGUUUUGUUGAAUUUUAUCAUCAAUUUUAACAUACUUGAUGAGAGACUGCACUGGAAAUUCAGACCCACUGAUGCAUCAGUUGGCGAAUCCUGGAAAGUUUCUCAGUAAUGUCUUUAAAAAAUAUUACUUAUGUUUUUUUUCUCUUUUGCUUUUAGUUGAUAAUUAAGGUGUACUUUCAAUCAGCAUUCAAUUUCACUG
Molecule: messenger RNA, 638 nt
Organism: Maylandia zebra (zebra mbuna)
Lineage: Eukaryota; Metazoa; Chordata; Actinopteri; Cichliformes; Cichlidae
Source: RefSeq, a predicted model, not a curated record